Molecule: messenger RNA, 1799 nt
Organism: Rhodamnia argentea
Lineage: Eukaryota; Viridiplantae; Streptophyta; Magnoliopsida; Myrtales; Myrtaceae
Product: serine/threonine-protein kinase SAPK7-like
Exons: 10
Coding region: 279-1343 (354 amino acids)
Biological process (GO): protein phosphorylation; intracellular signal transduction
Molecular function (GO): ATP binding; protein serine/threonine kinase activity
Source: RefSeq, a predicted model, not a curated record
UCGGAAGAGCGUGCUACUCUCUCUAUCACCUUAUUCUUCUUCUUCUUUUUCUUCUCCUCCUCCUUUCUCCUUCAAAUCCAAGCUGAAGAUCUGAACCCCAUCUCAUCCCCUUUCGAUUCACGCCUCUCUGAGCUUCGGUCACUGGGCUUUGGUGAGCAAGCAAGACGAGCCUUUGGAUCUCUUCUGGGAUCUGGGUCUUGGAGUGCGCUCGAAGCAACUACCGUGGUUUUGAUCGACGGAUUCGGAUCCGUUUCGUUUUAGCUGGUGGUGGGUUAAGCAUGGAGAAGUACGAGCUGGUGAAGGACAUAGGAUCUGGCAACUUCGGGGUGGCCAGGCUCAUGAGGAACAAGGAGACCAGAGAGCUCGUCGCCAUGAAGUACAUCGAGCGAGGUCACAAGAUUGAUGAAAAUGUGGCCAGAGAGAUUAUGAAUCAUAAGUCACUUCUCCAUCCUAACAUCAUUCGCUUCAAGGAGGUUGUUCUGACUCCUACUCAUCUCGCUAUCGUGAUGGAAUAUGCAGCUGGUGGAGAGUUGUUUGAGAGGAUCUGCAAUGCAGGGAGAUUUAGUGAAGAUGAGGCUAGGUAUUUCUUCCAGCAACUCAUCUCAGGGGUCAGCUAUUGCCAUUCCAUGCAAAUAUGUCAUAGAGAUUUGAAGCUGGAAAAUACUCUACUGGAUGGUAGUCCUGCACCUCGUCUGAAAAUAUGUGAUUUUGGUUAUUCGAAGUCAUCCCUUCUGCAUUCAAGACCCAAAUCGACAGUUGGAACUCCAGCAUACAUUGCACCGGAGGUUCUCGCUAGAAGGGAAUAUGAUGGCAAGAUGGCAGAUGUAUGGUCUUGUGGAGUGACUCUUUAUGUGAUGUUGGUUGGAGCAUAUCCAUUUGAAGACCCUCAAGACCCAAAGAAUUUUAGGAAAACUAUCAACCGCAUAGUGGCUGUUCAGUAUAAUAUCCCUGACUAUGUUCACAUAACUCAAGACUGUAAACACCUUCUUUCUCGCAUUUUUGUUGCCAGUCCAUCCAGGAGAAUCACUAUCAAAGAAAUCAAAAGUCACCCAUGGUUCCUCAAGAAUUUACCGAGGGAAUUAACAGAAGUAGCUCAAGCCAUAUAUUACAGGAGAGGAAACCCGGGUGUCUGCCUUCAAAGUGAUGAAGAAAUCAUGAAAAUUGUGGAAGAGGCCAAAGUCCCCCCUCCUGCUUCCAGAACAGUUUCAGGCUUUGGUUGGGCAGGAGAAGAAGAGGAAGACGAUGGAGACGUGAAAGAAGAAGACUUGGAGGAAGAUGGAGAAGAUGAGUAUGAGAAGAGAGUGAAGGAGGCACAAGCAAGUGGAGAAUUUCAGGUCACCUAAAUCUAUUCUUUGUUGGGGGCCUCAUUGUUUUUUGGCAUCCGGUCUUUGUUGUCUGUUGGGUCCAAUUUGUUUACUUUGUAAAGUUGGGUGUCGGAAAUGUAUGUAGGUUUUCAGGCUUGCUUAUGGUCUUGGUGAAAAGAAUUCAAAAACAACUCCAUAGAGUUUGUAGAUUGUCCGAGUUUGGACAUGUAGGCACAAAGCAUAGGUUCAACAGUCACUUUCAUUUCUUUUUUUUGUCUCAGAUGUUGGUGUCUAAAUUAGUACAAUGUGGAGGUAUAGGUAUAAGAAUAUGAAGUCUUUGUAUGGAUAGAUAUCCUAUCCUGUGUACCGUUAUCGAUCAUCAUCGCAGGAGCGAUGCAGAUGUUAGGAGAGUAAGCCGUGUUUCUGUACAUUCUGUUGCUUUUUAAAGCGGUGGCAUGCAUGAUCAUUCUUUACUGGGGUUCUAUCCUACUUCAA